AUGGAUUUCUCUUGCAAAGACUUCAAGGUAGGAAAAUGUGAGGGGCAAAAAGUGGUAGAUGACGAGACCAUGCCACUACUGCCGCAACCCCCAGAACCUAACAAGAGUGACAGAGACUCAUUACUCUCAGCUCUAAAGCAGAACAAGGAAUGGUUUGAGCAAAUGAUCACCAAAAACAGUGCUGUCCUGCUACGAGGUUUUGACAUAAAAAAUGCUGAGGAUUUCAAUGAAAUCAUUGAAAGUUUGAAACUUUCGGCUGGGAUGAUAUCCGUUAUGUAG
Messenger RNA from Dovyalis caffra, 279 nucleotides. The record is from the annotation of a GenBank genome assembly. Lineage: Eukaryota; Viridiplantae; Streptophyta; Magnoliopsida; Malpighiales; Salicaceae.